GCGUGUGUGUGUGUGUGUGUUAUGACAUUUCCUACCUCGUGUCAUAGAUUGCGAACAACUUCUUGUUUCCGUCAACAGCAUUCCUGGAAGAAAAAAAAAGUGAUGACAUCAUUAAUAAUUAAAUUGCUUUUAGCCAAUGAAACACUCAGGAGCGGAUGAUUAGUCACUUCAGUCACGAGCAUUAACAUACACAAACAUCUACGGUCGGGGAAGAUGUAGUUUUCCUAUAAGAGACCAUUUCCAUGGCUUUUAAUUAACAUUUCAGAAGUGUAUUAACCCUUGAAGGUGGUUUUGGUUGAUUUAACCCCCUCUGAUGUGCUGAGUGGGUUAAUUGAUCUGUGCUCUGUAUUCUCCUGCUUGGACCCAGGUUUGUAGCCUGCAGUAAAGCAGGGCUCUAAAACACUGGGAUGCCUUCACGGCUAGUGAUAAAAGGAAGUCGAUUUCCUCUAGGAGAGCCUUUAACCCCCACCUCCUUAUCCGCACACACGUUCACACAUGCGCACAUACACUCACACACUCUCACUCGCACGCACGCGCGCCAUAUCUUUAUUUUUCCCUAUUCCCUCACACACUUGUCCAACCGGCCAUCACUCUGCAGGUGCUGUCCGUGGUGCUGAAAUCAGCUGACCCGAGGGUACACACUGGUUUCUUUUGGUUUGUUUUUUUUACAUUUCCCGUCUGCAUACUAUUAAGGAAAGUGGAGGGAAGUUAAACACCAGACAUUAAGUACAGUCUACGGAACAUGGAACUCGGCUACCCUCUUAUGGUAACCGUCAGGAUGAUAACAACUUUGGUUUGAGACUUAAUUUUAUUAAGGAGGAUUUAAAUGGGAACGGUUGUUUUGAAGAGACACGAUAAUAUAAAAAAAAAAAUUAAUAAAAAAAAAUCCUUACGGUCUUCAACAGUGCUGCUUUCUUGUAUCAGAUCUCACAGUUGUUUUGUGUUAUCCUAAAUCUAUCUUGGCUCACGUUUUAUUUUUUGUAUGGCAUGCCAGUUCUUCCCAAACAGGGAAGCUUGUUCCCCAGGGGUUACUCCUGCAGUUGGCAGGUUGGUAAGUAGCUCGGCCAAUUAAAGGAACUAGAAAUAAGCGAAGGAAUAAAAAAAAAAAUAGAUAGCAAGCUAGCAGAGAAUUCUAAAAAAAAAAAAGUUGGUUAAACUGUAGGUAUUCCAUCAAUGGGUGAAAUAGUUAGAAUACUACCAAGUAAUGGGUGUGUGAAACAGCAUAGCUGAAGUUAACGGCUUAAUGGUUGGAACAAUUAUCUGAAAGUACUUGAUAAAUUGUUGAAAUAGAUAGCAGAACCUAACACACACUCAGUUUCACUGCCAGUGGCGCGCGCCUCCUCCCAAACCACCAAUGGGCAGCGCCUAAUAUGAAAUCAUUAGCCUCUGUUGCAGCACUUCAUGCUCUCGCACCGGCGGUAGGCGGUGUAGCGAACGAGACGAAAAAAUGCGGAGUGAAGCCAGUGUCCUUCGAGGCUGGCGGAUAGGACCGAGGAGGCAGCCCGUGUGAUGCUGCCGCCGCUGCUGCAACACAUCUGGGGGCGAUGCAGGAGACGCGGUGCAGCAGGCAUUAAGGAAGGAAGGCGCUGUAGCCUAUAGGAGGGGAAGACCAGACAGACUACUACAACACCGCCUGAUGGGGAACAGCUGACAGAGAGAGAGAGAGAGAGAGAGAGAGAGAAAGAGAGAAAGAGAGAGUGUGAAGAAACAGCCCAUGGUGGAGAAGAAGGAGGGGAGACAACCGACAAGCACGCGGAUUAGGUGAUUGAACCCGUGAUCGCCCACAUUCAACACUGCCGACGGAGACCCCAAGCUUCCAGUCGCUGUUUGGGGGGAAAAAGCCCCCAAAAACAUGGUGGUGAUGGAUCUGCAUACAGUUACAGGUCUGAACAGUGGACAAGUGAGUAGAAUUUCAGUCAUGACGAGGUUCGUCCUUUCCCUCCUGCUCCUCUGUGGAUGCCAAAAUAGUCUCUGCCUGUCCUCCUCAGAGGCUCAGAAGGAGGCGGCCGCCAACGACAACAGCACAGUGUUCACCAGGAUCCUGGACGGGCUCCUCGACGGUUACGACAACAGGCUGCGGCCGGGGCUCGGAGAAAAUGUCACAGAGAUCCAGACGAAUAUUUUUGUCACCAGCUUUGGCCCGGUGUCUGACACGGAGAUGGAAUAUACCAUAGACGUCUUCUUCCGUCAGAGCUGGAAGGACGAGCGGCUGUGCUUCAAAGGGCCCAUGGAGAUGCUGCCGUUGAACAACCUGCUGGCCAGCAACAUCUGGACCCCCGAUACCUUCUUCCUUAAUGGCAAGAAGUCUAUUGCUCAUAACAUGACCACGCCUAACAAGCUGCUGAGGCUGAAGGACGACGGCAGUUUGCUUUACACUAUGAGACUGACCAUAUCAGCAGAAUGCCCCAUGCAGCUGGAGGAUUUCCCCAUGGAUGCACAUGCCUGCCCUCUCAAGUUUGGCAGCUAUGCCUAUCCGGUGUCAGAGGUGGUCUACACUUGGACUGAGGGAGAGGCUAAGCCUGUGGUGGUGGCAGAAGACGGCUCUAGACUCAACCAGUAUCAUCUCAUCGGGUUAACGUCCAGCACAGAGAACAUACACACAAGCAGAGGACAGUACACAGUGAUGAUGGCCCACUUCUACCUGAAGAGGAAGAUUGGAUAUUUUGUCAUCCAGACAUAUAUGCCGUGUUUCAUGACUGUAAUCCUGUCCCAGGUGUCAUUUUGGCUAAACAGAGAAUCCGUUCCUGCAAGGACUGUCUUUGGGGUGACCACUGUGCUGACCAUGACCACCCUCAGCAUCAGCGCAAGGAACUCACUCCCUAAAGUUGCCUACGCUACAGCUAUGGAUUGGUUCAUUGCCGUCUGCUACGCUUUUGUCUUUUCUGCCCUCAUCGAGUUCGCCACGGUGAACUACUUCACCAAGAGGAGCUGGGCCUGGGACGGCAAGAAGGCCCUGGAAGCACAGCCCCCGAAGAAACGAGACCCCAUGGUGCUGUCCAAAAAGCCUAACAACGUUUGCUCGGCGGGCGUCAACUACACCCCCAACCUCACCAAGGACGUGUCCAUCUCCACGAUCUCCAACACAACGUCGGUGCAGCUCCGAGCCUCAGAGACCAAGAUGGUGGACCCCAAGAAAACCUACAACAGUGUCAGCAAGAUUGACAAGAUGUCUCGGAUAGUGUUUCCUGUCCUCUUUGGAACCUUCAACCUCGUCUACUGGGCCACGUACCUUAACAGAGUACCGCUGGUGGAAGGAGUGGUGACGUCAACGUAAUCGUCCUCUUUUUUUCCCUUCCCCUUUUGUCCCCAGACAGUUUGUGAAAGGGGUUAAGUUUGAGAGUGGGUGGACUGGAAGGAAAAGGGGUUGUUGUAAAGUCUGUGCCCUUGACAGAAAAAAUAAAAAUAAAAAACAAAUAUCCGGGCUUGAAGAACAAAAACUAACUAUACUCCACUAUCUAAUUGAAGCACUUUGGAUGGAUGCAAGGCUGCAACAGAAUCCCUUUCCUGUUUUUUCACGGCCUAAAAAAAAACUGCUCGAUCACAAAGAAACUGCUUCUGAGACUAUUUCGACGAGAGAGCGGGUGCUUUGCUUCUCUCUCAUCUAUUCUGCUGCAGUUUGCAUGACGCUCUUCUCAAAAAGAAACCACGGACUCCUCUUUGUCUUGAAUACCGACCAUGUAUAUGUCAAUCACUGCUUAAACUGUGGGUACCUGAGCUUAUGCAAUGGGGAAAAAAAACUGCAAUAUAACAUGCAUUUCAAUUUGGAAUAUUUAUUUUUAAAAAAUGUACUUAAUUCCACACUGUGGAAGAAACACCUCUUAAGAUUGAUUCUGCAAGUGCAUUAAUAAUUUAGUUUUAUGUCUCUUUAAAAAAAAAAACUUUUCCUAUUGCAGUGGGGGUUUUGUGUGUCUCUUUGUACAUUUUUACUUUAAGGUUCAAAGGCUUUUGCUGCAGGCCUGGUUUCCCAAAAGCAUUGUCAGCCCGAGUCUCAGUGGAAAAUGAUGGGGGGGGGGGAACAAAUGCUACCUACCAAGCUACCUGCUGUGAAAAUAAAAUGGAAUUCGUAAGAUUAUUCAAGUUUUUAAAUGAAGAAAUGCUUCUUCCUACAUAAGACUUUUUUUUUUUUUUUUUUCAGUCUUCUUCUUGAGCAGCUUACACUGGGUGACUACACAGCUUAUAUAUAUGUGCUUUAGCUGAAUAUUUAGGCCUGGUCACUCAGCUAUAAAACUAAUAUAUACACAGUUGAAAGACCAGUGCUCAAAACGCAGAGUGUGUCACAUCCUGAUCAGCAGAGUUCGGAGACUGUCACUCAGUGAGAUGACCUUAGCAAACCCUUAUUUAGGCGUGCGUCCAUCUCGUUGAUGUGUCCAUGGGCAAAACCCCACAACUGUACUCGAGAGGCUUGUGUGACAAAGAUUAACUUUGAACAUGGCUUAGAUCAAACUAACAGUCCGACUUCAGAUAGAUGUGUAAACCAGCCUGAGUCUUUACAACUUAAUUUGCCAUGGAUUCUUUGUUAAUUAGGAGUAUUUUCAAGCUGGAGAAACCCCGACUGACCAAUCUCCGUUCCCUAUAGCGCAAAAUGUUUGCCUUCUGGAAGAAUGCAACAGUACCGGGGACAUUUUACUGGGGAAAUUCUGACUUCCCUAUGGGGGGAAAAGAAAGAAAAAGACACCAAUGGAGUAUCAUUAUCAUGAUAUUUUUCUGCUUUCUAGUACUACUGUGUCAGAUGAAUUGCUCAUUUUUACGUCAGCAUUAAUAGACAAAAAUUCCCCACGGGAGAGGUGGACAGCAAACUUCCUGUAAAGGCCUGUGGCUUAGUGGAACAUGCUGGGGAACUAUCUGCUGACAUGCUAUCCAGCCGGGACAUGCUUACGCUUAUGAGUAACAAUGGCUGUUCUUCUAUUUUGUCUUUCCUGAAUGAAGUUGAAUUAUUAUGGUGUGAUCGGGCCUUUAAAGAUACAAAGAUUUGGGGAAAUUAGGCCGAGUCUCAUAAAGGAAUCAUGUAUAUAAACUUUACAUUUUCAACUUUGCUUUGACACAAAAAAGACAGUGUUGAGAUUCUCACGUCUGAUGUUGACUUUCAAUUUCUGCAGAUGUUUUCAUCUGAUAUCUUUCUUAAUGUGUAUGUGCACAUGUGUAAGAUUUUCUUUGUUACUGUUGCUUGUAGAGGAGCUUACAUCUGAUCAAACUUGGCAUUUGAUCUUUAAGUUUGUGUUGAUCUAUUUCUACAAUGACUUAAUCAAACUGGAAGCAAUGAGCACACUUUGUGGCAUUUAGACUGGAGCCCACCACAGCACAGAAUGCGUGACUUGUUGGACUAUGGUGAGACCCACUCAGGAACAAAAGGACCCAUGCUCCCAGCAGAAGAGUCACUGUUUCUUUAAUCUCAUGGAUUUAAACCAGUGCAGUUGGGAGCAUUGUCAAUGACACAAUGGCUUGAAAAUCCAUAUAAAUAAAGACGACAUCAGCUACUGUAUCAGCUUUGCUUUGUGAAAUUUGGACCUACAGCACAAAUCCUCACAACAUCAUCUUAAAAUUCAUCUUAAAGCACUUUUAAGUUGAAUUUUUUGUGCCAUAAUUUCCUGUAGCGUUUUGUGCUGGUUUGAGUCGAUGCUGAAUCUGCAUUUUAUGUGAAUCUAAGGUGUUGCUAUCUGUCAAAUGUUCGGUGGGUGUCUAUCAGCGAAGCUUCAUUUCAGUGCUUGUCAAAGCGCAGCAGCAGUGUAAAAGGAAGUCCGAUGAAAUGCAGUUGAAAGGCAAUCUAUACAUCUGUCUGUCUGGGGUUGCCAUGGCAGCAAGUCCACAUUUACAGAUCAGACAUCCUUUCCCCGGUAACAACCUCUGUAUAUGUUCCUCCCCUCCUCAAUUGUUUCUGACUCUGCUGCUUAUUCCCAUUAUCAAGAAGCUAAUUGGCCCUAUUCUUUCUGAUUCCGCCUGCAGUAGUUGAGUCUAUCACAAAGUUUGGAGCUAAACUGCUGCAGUGUUACUUUAUUUAAGCUGAUGAAGCCUUAUUUUGAGUUAUAUUGCCAAUGGAAAUAAACAGUAAUACGCAUUUUGGCCCCCUAAUCAUAAAAGUGUGUUUAGCCUCCAUUACUGUAUUUUCUCAACGGACAAUGUCGUAAAACCUUCCCAUCAGCCUUAGCUGAAGUUUCCUUGCCAACGUAGGGCUAAGCAGCAAAUAUUAGCCUGCUAACACGUUAUGGUGAAUAUCAUACCUGCUUACCAUAAUGUUAGCAUUAUCAUCCUGACCUUAGCAUUUAGCUCAAAUCACUGCUACGCCUUAGUAGUCUUGGAAAUUUCGGCCCUUGAGCCAAAUCCGGCCCCUCAAGCGAAACAUUUUGGCCCACUGACAAAAAGCUGAAGUUUUCCCUUUUAAAGUUUACAAAACCGUAACAUUAUUUUCAUAAAUAGACCACUGGUUGACUUCUGUCCACACAUCCAUCUUUCUUGCCAUUCAGGAAAUGAAUGCCCCUAUCUAUCCAUUCAUCCAUCCACCCAUCCAUUUAACCACCCCUCUCUUCUCUAUUGCCAGCAAAGAAACGAUUGCACACCCCUCCCUCCUUCCUUCAGCUACUGUGACAGACUCAUCUGCCAUACAUCUGUUAGAAAAGGGAUUUAGUUCUGCUUAAGUUGCUUUCCCCCAUUCAGGGGGGCCCCUUACAGCAAAGCGCUUCACUCCGAUUUAAGCCCCAACUGGCCGUGCCGAUGACAAAUGCUUGUUAUUCUUUCCUCAGUGUCUGGACAGCUGUGUCUGCUGCGUGCUCAGGACAAAUUUAGGAUUGAUUAUAUGUCCUUCAUCCAAAGCUAGCUCAUGGGCAGUGACGCAGACUAAAGUUAUGAACUUGGGUCUGUCAACUGGUGAAUGUAAUGCACAUGCAGCGCUCAUCUUAAACAGACUUUUGCAGGGCUGCGAUUGCAACAGUUGUUUAUCCCUGGAAGGCCACAGACGGACAUUACACAUGCAUGAAGUUUCUUUUGCUUUUGAGCAUCAAUUU
Messenger RNA from Etheostoma spectabile (orangethroat darter), 6995 nucleotides. RefSeq names its product gamma-aminobutyric acid receptor subunit alpha-5. The transcript is spliced from 10 exons. Gene Ontology annotation, molecular function: extracellular ligand-gated monoatomic ion channel activity; GABA-A receptor activity. Gene Ontology annotation, cellular component: membrane. The coding region runs from base 1853 to 3274 and encodes 473 amino acids. Gene Ontology annotation, biological process: monoatomic ion transmembrane transport. NCBI's taxonomy places the organism in Eukaryota, Metazoa, Chordata, Actinopteri, Perciformes, Percidae. The record is from RefSeq and is a predicted model, not a curated record.